ACUUGCAAAGCGCUUGCCAGCUGCAGUAGAUCGUCGUGUCAGCCUCAGCAAUGAGGCUUCACUGUCCCCCACUCUUGUUUGCAGCUCUGUGGAGCAUCAGCUGCCCACACUUUCUAACUGCAUGGCCAAGUCGGUCUCAUAGCAAACCCAAGGAUCAGUUGGACCCUAAUGUGAGAGACUGGGGAGAUUACUCAGACCUUCCCACUGGAUUUGAGCUCGGGCUCGGGUUGGAUGAGGAGCGAGACCAUGGAAGCACCAGAGGAGCUGGGCAGCUGUUUCCAACUUUGGCUCCUGAGCUUGAUUUUAUGGCAGGUUUUGGAGGCAAAAAGCGACUUUGGUUGAUAACUGCUCCGUCACACAACGACCACUACCUGCAAAUGAUGGAGAAACAGCUGGAGGACAUGGAACAGAAAGGGCUCAACUGCCAAUUAGCAGAGCGAGACACUUUCAUCAUCACCAUCAUACAGAAUGCCAUGAUGGAGGGAAGAAUCCAGAAAACAACCAUGCAAGGAGAUACCACAGUGGAGAGCCUGGAUCCUGACACCGUAACUAAACUGCUGCACUACUUCGACCUCACAGAUCAGGACCAAGCCUUUUCCAUGCUUGUUGUAAAGAAAAACCUGCACGUCAGCGAGCGAUUCCCCUAUCCAGUUCGAGUUGAGGCAAUCUUCGAUCUCAUCGAUCAAAUGCCCAAGAGGAGGCUCGAGAAGAUUGCCAGGAAAGGAGCGGGUCUGAGGUGUAAGACCUUCAAAAAAGUUGUAGUGAAGAGGAAGAAGAUGGUUAAGAAGAAGGUUGUCUUGAGCCCUCAAAGACAAGGUAAUGUGACUUCAGUGGUGAUGUUGCCAAACAAACGUCCUGUAGACAAAAAAGCUGCUCUGAAGAACAAGAUUCAGGAUAUACUGAGUGGACGGUCAAGAUUCGUCAUUCGCAAGGAGCCAAACGUGGGCUCAUCGAAAGGCCAAGGCGCCAACAGUGGAGGAGAAGCGGAGCGAGGAAAACAUGAAUCACCAAACACUCCACCGGUGUCGAAGAAUAAAGAAGAAGAGAAGAAAGACAGCCAUGACUCCAAAAUGGAUGUAAAGAAUGGAUUGGAGAAAGGUGUUGAUAAAGUAAAGGAUGAUAAACAAGGGUCCAAGAAGAAGGGUAAAGGAAAGAAAGGAAGGAAAGGAAAAGGAAGGGGGAAAAAGUCCAACAAGGAGGCAAGUGAAACAGAUAAAGCAGCUCUGAAGGAGUUCUUGAACAAAUUUCGAGGCAGGAGGCGUUUGAUGGUGAUAUCCACACCCAGCAGAGAUGCAACACUCUUCAUCCAACAGGAACAGGAGAACGACAAGCAGCAAUGUGAACUGGCUAAGAGAAGAAUCACAGUGGUGACCAUCGUGGGUCAGGACAGGGAUACUACACUCACUCUGCACCAUUACCAGCUGGAGUCUGAACCUCCACCCAAAGACCAACCGCAUCAGCUCUCAGAUUCAGGUUUAAUCUCAUUGUUGAGAGCUGAGCUGGGUCUGUCCUCCGCUGACCUCUUUUCCAUGACCGUCACAGACUAUGACAUCAAGCAAGACAGAGUGUUUGAAGCUCCACCAUCCACCCAGGCUUUUUUUGAGUAUGUGGACAGCUUUCCCUCACGAGAAUCGGAAAAACAGGAAGAAAGGAAAAGCACCGUGGUUUGCGUCGGAGACAAGCAGCACCCGAAAGCUGAGAACUUACUAACCAGGUUUAUGUCCAAGCGGCGUCUCCUGCUCGUCUCAUCUCCCUCAGAGGACGAUUAUUCUUUCCAGCAGCAGCUUUUGGCUCUCAGAGGACAAGAGUGUCACCUCGGCAUUAGGCACUUUGCUAUGCUGAAGCUGACGGGAACAGGAGACAAAGCUUCAGGAAGUGUUGAACAGUUUCCUCUCAAUGGUCGCAGUCAGAGCGAGGUUGAACCACUUUCUCGUGACGCGGUGAACAACCUGAGAGAGCAGUUGAAGAUCAGCAAGGAAUACUUCAGCAUGUUGCUGGUGGGGAAGGAUGGUGACGUCAAAGCGUGGUUCCCUUCACCUAUGUGGUCUUUGGAUAACAUCUAUGACCUGGUGGACUCGAUGGAGCUCCGCAUUCAGGAGGAGCAGCUGCAGAGGAGACUGGGCAUCAGCUGCCCAGAUGACAGAGGCAGAGGAGGCGUUGACGGACGGCAUUAA
This is a messenger RNA of Synchiropus splendidus (mandarinfish), 2174 nucleotides long. It is a transcript of the gene ccdc80l2, whose product is annotated as coiled-coil domain containing 80 like 2. NCBI's taxonomy places the organism in Eukaryota, Metazoa, Chordata, Actinopteri, Syngnathiformes, Callionymidae. Bases 51 to 2174 code for a protein of 707 amino acids. The transcript is spliced from 12 exons. The record is from RefSeq and is a predicted model, not a curated record.